Messenger RNA from Coregonus clupeaformis (lake whitefish), 5106 nucleotides. Its product is annotated as DNA topoisomerase 2-binding protein 1-A. The coding region runs from base 367 to 4977 and encodes 1536 amino acids. Gene Ontology annotation, biological process: mitotic G2 DNA damage checkpoint signaling; DNA replication initiation; mitotic DNA replication checkpoint signaling. The transcript has 27 exons. NCBI's taxonomy places the organism in Eukaryota, Metazoa, Chordata, Actinopteri, Salmoniformes, Salmonidae. The record is from RefSeq and is a predicted model, not a curated record.
UUUCCUCGCGCGAAUAACGACGAAAACACAGCUUGCGAUUUUCUAUCUUUAUGAUGACUGAACAGUUGUACACUGUGAUCUAGACAAAUGACUUGUUAAUUACGAUAAUAAUGAGUGUUUGUUCAGGUUUUAGACAUCUUAUUUGAUGGUCAUCAACAUCUGAGAAUGACAAGUUCGUAAUUGAAGUCUGUCACACACUUCAUUUGGGUCACGAGCAAAAGUGAUUUGGCCCCUCGCGAGCGCGAGGAUUUUUAAUCCUGUAACUUGUUAGUUCUAGAUAACUAACGCGUAAACUAGCUAGCUAAACUAGUUAUUUGCUGGCUAAAGGAAUACGCUAAUGUUGGAGGUCUUAUAACAAGGUUGAUCAUGUCAAAAGGAGCUAGAGAAGGCUUCGUUGUGAAGUUUGUAGAAGUCAAUGGACGAAAGACGGACCUUGCUGUCAAGGCCUAUGAGGCCAUCAUGGAGCUCCAGUCUGAGAAGUACUUGAAGACCAUCGAUGAGGAGGAGGCAUUACAGCUGGACCACAAUGACAAGUCUUUGUUCGUCUUCAGUAGCUUCGCCACCCCAGCCUUCCACCACUGUAAAAAGCUGGGCUGUCGAGUGGUGAGUCCACUAGUGGUGCUCUUCUGCCUGCAGCAGCAACGCUGUGUACCCAAAGCAGAGGAGCCCGUCUACAACAUGGCCAUGGCUGAUGUCACCAUCUCCUGCACCAGUCUGGACAAGGUGGCUAGGGCUAAUGUGAUGGAUCUGGUGCAGCUGAUGGGAGGGAGGGUCUACCGGGACCUCAACAUGUCAGUCACUCACCUGGUCGCCGGGGAGGUUGGCAGCAAGAAGUACCUGGUGGCUGCUAGCCUGGGGAAGCCCAUCUUACUGCCCACCUGGGUCAAAACCUGCUGGGAGAAAUCACAGGACAGCCUGUUCAGACACACUGAACUGCCCAUAGAGGACUAUGUGUGCCCUGUGCUCCUCGGCUGCACCAUCUGUGUCACAGGCCUCUCCACGGUGGAGCGUAAGGAGGUGCAGAGGCUCUGCCAGCAGCACGGUGCCAGCUACACAGGACAGCUCAAGAUGAACGAGUGCACCCACCUCAUCGUCAGCAAGCCCUCGGGUCAAAAGUACGAGUGUGCACAGAAGUGGAAUGUCUUCUGUGUAUCUCUGCACUGGCUGUUUGACAGCAUCGAGAAGGGCUUCUGCCACGACGAGAGCCGCUACACCGUGGAGCGAGAACCUCAGAAGGCCGGCCGACCCCAUACCUCCACCCCCACCGUCACCAGCAAGAAGAAAGCGGAGUCCCUGCUGGGGUUGAGCCACAUCUCUGUGAACACCAGCAUGACGGUGAAUGACACGGCCAUGACCAAUGCCACGGUCAGCCGUCUGGACACACCAGAUCCCAUUGACGCUCUGGACAGCACAGUCUGCCCCACAGAUGACCUGCUGGACGGCUGCAAGUUGCACCUGUGUGGUCUGCCAGGGAAGCGGAUGGAGAAGCUGAGUCGGCUGGUCAACAUGGCCGGGGGCCUGCGCUUAAACCAGCCCAGCGAGGACCUCACCCACGUGGUCAUGGGAGACCAAGACCAGGACACCAAGACCUUCCUGGCCAAAGCCACACACAGGCCUCAUGUGGUGACGGUGCAGUGGCUGCUGGACAGCUUCUCCAGAGGCAGCCUGCUCCCCGAGGGGGACUACCACCACCCGGCCUGUCUGCCUCCUGCCCCUGCAGCCAUGGCCAUGCUUGCCCCCCGCACCUCCGCCUCCCACCCCUCUUCCACCUCCUCAGCCGCUACCCCCGAACCCGCUACCCCCCGACACAGGAAGGCUGAAGAGGACAUGCUCUCUCAGUACAUGGAUGAUGACCCGAGAGAGGUGGAGAUGCCUCCUCCAGCUGACAGUAGCAGCCACAGAAGGCAGAGUGCUGCAGCACUGGAGCCCUGGGUCUCAGCCCCAAACCAGUCUACUACUGCAGCCGGGGGUGGGGCCGGUUCUGACUCCACCCUGCAGGAGGCCAGCGAGGCGGGCCUGUUUGCGGGAAAACAAUUCCUCCUGGUGGGCUUCGAGGCUGAGAUGGAGGCCCAGCACUCCAUGCUGGUGACGGAGAACUGUGGGAAAGUGCUGGUGCAGCACACACGGGCGGUGGCCGACUACGCUGUGGUGCCCCUGCUGGGCUGUGUGGUGGAGGCCACUGUGGACGAGGUGGUCACUGAUACCUGGCUGGCCAUGUGUGUGGAGCAGCAGUGUGUGUUAGAGCUGGGCUCCCACCCCCUUUUCAGCCCUGUGCCAGUGAUGGAGGGCUGCUCCCCGCUCAGAGACUGUGUCCUCUCAGUCAGCCAGUUCACCGGGGCGGAGAGGGAGUCCCUGGUAGAGCUGGCCAAACACCUGGGAGCCAGUGUCCAGGACUACUUUGUGCGCAUGGCCAACCAGAGGAAGGGCAUGCUGGCCAGUACCCACCUAGUGCUGCAGAUCCCCGAGGGCACCAAGUACCAGGCGUCCCAGAAGUGGGGGCUGCCUGCCGUCACCCUGCUCUGGGUGCUGGAUUCUGCCAGGACGGGCCGGAGGGCAGAGGAGGGUCGCUACCUGGUGAACUUGCCUCCUACUCCAGAGAGAGAAGACGAGAGUUUUGUGGGGGGCUCCCAGAAGCCGUCCAUGCUCCCUCCCCCGUCCCGUAUCAAGUCCCCAGAGAUCCCCCUGCUGGGCCCCCAGAGGGGGGCGGCCGUCACCCCCCUGGACAUGGGCCGCUUCCAGAGUAAAGUGUUCCGCUCCGUGCUGGAACAAGGCCCGCCAGAAAAGGACUGUACCACCCCGAGAGGCCAGGAGGGGGGCAAGAAAUCAGGGGGGCAGAAAGACUCCUCGGCGCUGCAGGUGGACACCCCCUCCCGCUUCCUUUGUCGAGACCAGCUCUUCAGACCCACCUUCAACGUCAAGGAUGCGUUAGCGGUGUUGGACACGCCAGGGGGCAGGACUCAGCAGGGUCAGACCACGACCCCGCUGUCCGAGGUCAUCGGGAGGAACCUGAAGGUGGCCCUGGCCAACAGCACCCGCAGUCACACCCCUGACCUCCAGGCUCUAACAGCUAGCCCCCAGCUCAGCAAGGAGACACACAGAGAGGUGGAGGAGAAGGAAGCUGCUCCCCUGGCUGGCGUGGUGAUCUGUGUGAGUAAGAAACUUAGUAAGAAGCAGGGAGAGCUCAACGCCAUCGCUGCCUCACUGGGAGCUGACUUCAGGUGGUCGUGUGACGACACGGUGACUCACUACAUCUACCAGGGUCGUGUGGGGGACAACACGCGGGAGUACAGGGCUGUGAAGGAGAGAGGGGUGCAUGUGGUGUCCCAGCACUGGCUGCAUGCGUGUGCUGAGGAUCAGAGGCACGUGUCUGAGUCUCUCUAUCCAUUCACCUACAACCCCAAGAUGAGCCUGAACCUCAGCCAGGUGCCUCCUGACAGUAGCCAGAGGUCUCCCCCUGCCACCCGUACCUCACAACUUGGAGACCUCACUGAGGCCCAAAAGAACAAGCCUGAAGACACCACUACAUCCCACCGCAUCAGUGAAGGAGAGACUGACACAGAGCAGGGCCAGGACAAUACAGAGAGGAGAGACCUGUCUGAAACCCUGGAGAUGAGGAAGAACCUCCAGAGGCAAUUGCAGGAGAUCAUGUCAGCCACCAAGAUGGCUACUGGCCGGCGCUCCUCGGCCCGCCUCACCCGCCUGUGCUCCGGGGGUUCCGACUCUCAACCCCACACCCCCGACAGGCAGGCCCGCAUGGGCCGCAACGCAACCGGCCGACGUACCCUGGAGGCACUGAGGAUGUCUCGUCAGGCAGCCAUGGACCUGAACACAGAGCCGUCUCAGAGUGAGCAGAUCGUGUGGGAUGACCCCACGGCCCGGGAGGAGAGGGCCAAGCUGGCUGACAACCUGCAGUGGCCCGGCAGCCCCUCCCAGCACUCUGAACCCCUUGCUGUACCCCUAGCAGCAUCCCUCUCCCACUCUGACCACGCCGGAAACACCCUCAGGGACUCCAUGACCGACUCUGAGCUGGUGGAAAUGGCGGUGUGUGAUGUGAUUGACCAGCAGAUGGGUCAGAGGGUGAUGACCCCACCAGUGGAGGAGCCAGAGCCUGACCUCCUCACCACUAAAGCCCCAAGCAUCGCCUUCCCUCUCACCAACUCUCCUGUGCCCCCAGAGCCAAAGACUAAAGAGGAGAGCGAGGCGAAGAAGGAGCCUCCUCGAUUCCAGCUGUCCUCCCUUAACCCCCAGGAGAGGAUAGACUACAGCGCCCUCAUAGACGAGCUGGGUGGUGUGGUGCUGGACAAGCAGUGCUUUGACCCCAGCUGCUCCCACAUCAUUGUGGGGACCCCCCUGAGAAAUGAGAAGUACCUGGCAGCCAUGGCCGCGGGGAAGUGGAUCCUGCACUGCUCCUACCUGGAGGCCUGUCGCUCCGUGGGACACUUCAUCCAGGAGGAUGAGUAUGAGUGGGGCAGUAGCUCCAUCCUGAACGCCCUACUGUCUAUCAGCUCCCAGCAGAAGAGGCUGGCGUUGGCCGCCAUGCGCUGGAGGAGGAACCUGCAGGACCGCAACAACCAGGAGGGAUCAUUCAGCGGUUGGACCGUCAUGCUGAACAUGGACCGGACCAGAGAGUCAGGGUUCAGACGACUCCUGCAGUCUGGUGGAGCAAAGGUUCUCCCCAGUCCCUCUCCAUCUCUGUACAAGGGAACCACCCACCUGUUUGCAGAGUUCAGUCGGUUGAAGCCGGGAGACUUCCGGGUGGAUGUGCCAGAGGCCAUGUCCCAGGGGGUCAAAUGCCUAAAGCCAGAGUUCAUCGCAGACUACCUCAUGCAGGAGCCUACUCCACCAAUAGAGAUGUACUAUCUGCCUGAAGCUGCCCAAUGUCUGCCAGCGGCCACAGAUGCCAGCGGCGCCACCCCCUCCCGCAAGCGCAAAGCAUCAGGAGAUUCCUCAAAGUUGAAGAAGACCCGCCUCAAGUGAAAACAUUGUCAUUUAGAGCUUUGGCGUCAACUAGUAAAUUCCAUCAUUUUAGAAACGCCCCUGCAAGCCAUAAUGAUAUGUCUGUAAAUAAGAUUGUUUUGUUAGUUGAAUGAAAAUAAAAUGAAUGUG